AUGCACGGUCGACGAGGUGCAGAGCUGCUCGAAGAGCUCCGCAAGACAAAAUGGCUACCACCUUAUAGCGAAUCCGGUAUCCGUCAAAUCGCCGCUGAAAUCAAGGAACUCCUGGAGCCCUUUCUCGAAAUCAUCACGGCUCACCGUGCCUCUCUCCAGAACGACCCGCGCUACAUCUCUGGCGUCGUCGUCUUCUACCGCAGCGUGCAGCGCAACAAGCGCUGCGCCCUUGCCUACUUGAUGAACCGCCUCCGUCGCAUCGUCGCCUUCCGCUGGCUCUUCGGCCAGGCGGCCCCCGCCCGGCUGGACCAAAACUUGUCGGGCGCCGAGCGCCAGUUCUUGUUGAAGUAUAACGCCCUGCUGGGGGAGUACUGCGACGCCGUCGGCUUGGAUUUGACAGCAGAUCAGAGCCCGCCGAGGGACUUGUAUGUCGAGGUACGGGUGAUUGCCGAUUGCGGAGAUAUCCUGACAGAGGCUGGGCCCGUCGCGUUGAAGCCGGGCACCGCCCACUUUUUGAAGAGGACCGAUGUGGAGCACCUUAUUCGACAGGGCAGCUUACAACACAUUUUGUGA
Molecule: messenger RNA, 573 nt
Organism: Chondrus crispus (carragheen)
Lineage: Eukaryota; Rhodophyta; Florideophyceae; Gigartinales; Gigartinaceae
Product: DNA replication complex GINS protein PSF1
Exons: 2
Coding region: 1-573 (190 amino acids)
Biological process (GO): DNA strand elongation involved in mitotic DNA replication; DNA replication
Cellular component (GO): GINS complex
Source: RefSeq, a predicted model, not a curated record